This is a messenger RNA of Impatiens glandulifera, 618 nucleotides long. Its product is annotated as probable polygalacturonase At3g15720. The transcript has 6 exons. The record is from RefSeq and is a predicted model, not a curated record. Lineage: Eukaryota; Viridiplantae; Streptophyta; Magnoliopsida; Ericales; Balsaminaceae. The coding region runs from base 1 to 618 and encodes 205 amino acids. Gene Ontology annotation, molecular function: polygalacturonase activity. Gene Ontology annotation, biological process: carbohydrate metabolic process.
AUGAAAAUCGAGUAUGGGGAUGAGUACUUCGCUACCCGACGGGCUUUUGUGAAAGCAUGGGAUGGAGCAUGUAGAAGUAGUUUGAAUGCUACCGUGGUGGUGCCCGGCGGGAAGACUUACUUUCUUUCUCCUCUUAUCUUCAAAGGUCCUUGUGAGGCCCCAUCUAUUCAUGUUCAGGUUUAUGGGAAGGGAAAACUUAAUGGAAAAGGUUUGCCGUGGUGGAAAUAUGUCAAACAAGCCUACAAAGCCGAGUAUAUUAACGAUGUCAGGAAUUUGAACCAAAGAAAAGACAUAGAUAUUUGCUCAAGACGACCCGCAGUACUAUCGUUCACAAAUUGCAAUAAACUUGAACUAAAAGGAUUAACCUUUGUGAACCCUCCAAAUAACCAUAUAAGCAUUCGAUCAUGUAACAACUUUAGAGUUUCUCGCCUUACAAUCUCGGCGCCCAAGGACAGCCCUAAUACAGAUGGAAUCGACAUCACUAAUUCAACUAAUAUUAACAUCACUAGUUCUAAAAUAUCCACAGGCUUAGGGUUUAUCUGUUUUGUUGCUUUACUGCUUCAUUUUCGUCUGUUCUUAUUCUGCUUUACUGCUUUACGUUUAAUAGAAUGCCAAUGA